CUUGCAAAGCUGGGGCAUACGGCACUGGGUGCAGUCACAACUGUAGCCAGUUCUGUAGUACGGACGAUACGAUGAACAUUCGAUGUCACAAUGUAAACGGGAGCUGCCUGAGUGGCUGUGUGCUGGGCUACCAGCCUCCAAUGUGCACGGCAUUGUGCAACGCCGGCACUUACGGACCGGGAUGUAAAGCGGUCUGCAGUCCCGGCUGUGCCAGGUCAGCGGACAAUCCAGAAGUCUACUGUGACAACGUCAACGGGUCCUGCGCCUACGGAUGUGCCAGUGGAUAUUCUGGGGACGACUGCGAUACUAGCUGUGGUCCCGGAACGUUCGGACCAUCUUGUAGUUUGCAGUGCAGCAAAAAUUGUGCCAACGCCACCAACGGGACGAUCCCAGCCUGCGACUCUUUGAACGGGACUUGCUCCAGAGGCUGCCUCAGUGGAUUUCGUGGUCCUUUCUGCAACUUGAGCUGUAGGAAAGAUAUGUACGGCCAAGACUGCUCACAUGAAUGUUCAGCCAGAUGUGCAUCUCCUCCUGAUGGUAAAAGCACUCACUGCAACUUCAUCAACGGUUCGUGUCUCCAUGGCUGUAUUGAGGGCUAUAUUGGAGAAGAUUGCGACCACGGUGA
This is a messenger RNA of Candidula unifasciata, 625 nucleotides long. The record is from the annotation of a GenBank genome assembly. NCBI's taxonomy places the organism in Eukaryota, Metazoa, Mollusca, Gastropoda, Stylommatophora, Geomitridae.